AUGACGUUCUUCAUUGAGCACGAGAUGGAAGACGCUGCCAGCGCCAGCUCCAGUGUGACGCCAUUCCCGUAUGGGGCGUUUUGUCCCGGUGGACUCAACACAGACCCUGGUAUAUCCCCGAAUGAUCCAACGAUUGGAUACAAGUUCAACCAUACCAUGAUCAGGGUCAGAGACCCUAAGGAGAGCUUGAAGUUCUAUGUUGACUUGAUGGGGAUGAGGACGGUUUUCACCAUGAACGCGGGCCCCUUCACCAACUACUACCUCGGCUACCCAGAGACGGACGAGCAUCGCGCCAACCCGGCCCAGUUCGGGGCUGACACCUCCAAGGUUUUUCAGUUCACGACUGGUCUCUUGGAACUAUUCCAUGUCCAUGGCUCUGAGAAGCAAGAGCCUGGGUUUUAUCACAAUGGGAACACGCCAGAAAGUUUAGGGUUUGGCCACUUGGGAUUCACGGUCCCUGACGCGCGAGCCGCGGUCGCGAGGCUAAAAGCGCACGGUGUCAGGGUCUUCAAGGACUUCGGCGUGGCUAACAAGGAAACCAUCCCCAUCAGCGACUGGGAGAAUAAGCACGGAGUAGGCAUUGAAGUCAAAGGGACCGAGAGCGAGCUCCAUCCUAUGUUUAAAAAGGCGUAUGAGAAUAUCGCGUUAGUUCAAGAUCCGGCUUCAGAACAAACUGGAGCCCUGACCCAAAAGACCUCGGAACAACAUGGUUUUACACAAGCAGUCAUCCCUUUCGGCAAAAUGUCUGCUGGUAGAAAGGAACCAGAAAGUCCAAUAACUCAGAUUGACAGACUAAGAUUAGAGGUUAAACGAUGUGAAGGAUUAUUACAAGAGGGGGACGCUACAAUCGAAGCACAGCGCUUCCACAUUGGUGCUUUAUAUUGCAACGUUUCUCGCUUGAAGAAUGAAAAGGAAAAAGUCACAGAAACAGUCACCAGCCUGCAAAACCAGUUGAAAGACCUUCAAGAGCAAGACUGGCAGACACAUAGCGGUGUGAGGAAAAAGAGGAAGUUUAGACACUAA
This is a messenger RNA of Fusarium poae, 1023 nucleotides long. RefSeq lists its product as uncharacterized. The record is from RefSeq and is a predicted model, not a curated record. The transcript is spliced from 3 exons. The coding region runs from base 1 to 1023 and encodes 340 amino acids. NCBI's taxonomy places the organism in Eukaryota, Fungi, Ascomycota, Sordariomycetes, Hypocreales, Nectriaceae.